Molecule: messenger RNA, 1346 nt
Organism: Diaporthe batatas
Lineage: Eukaryota; Fungi; Ascomycota; Sordariomycetes; Diaporthales; Diaporthaceae
Exons: 2
Coding region: 409-771 (120 amino acids)
Source: RefSeq, a predicted model, not a curated record
GCUUGGGCUGUCUUGGCGCCUAAUUCCAGUGGCCUACAAGACCGCACAGCCUCAAACGCGGACGCGGCUAAUGAUAUCACCUGAGUGUUUGAACUCCCGAGACAAAGCCAAAGCCUCUAGCAGUCACGAGAGGCAGCCGUCUCCCUUGGCUUGGACAGUCUCAAACCGCGAUACCUACCCAGCCUGCAGUCCUCCGCCAGCCGUCUUCAUACCAACAAUACCCGGCAUCUGACGGAUCAGCCUAGAACGCCCCUAAGUCGAUACGCCGUCGCGGUCAUCAUAUUAAUCUUACUAGUAUUUACCCAGCAACUGUAAUCAACCAGGGACCCCACAGCUGCCUUAUUCGCUGCGCUUGGAGGACACGAGUUUCUCGCAACACAUCAAGGCUUCACAGCAGUCAAGCCCACCAUGUGCCUCAUAUUCACCUGCGGGGAGCAUACGUUCCGCAAACAAGUCGAAGGUUAUGAGGGCGUCGUCUGCCGGUGUCAUAACUGCGGCAACUACUCGGGCCAUGUAAUCAAGGAGCACCCGUGGUUUACAUUCUGCUUCAUCCCGGUGGUGCCCUUGUCCAUCAAAGGCUACGAAGAUGUCAAAUGCCAGGUCUGCCAAUUCUCGCAGCCCGUCCAGCAGCGCCCUGAUGUACAGUCCAUGAAAAGGGACGCGGGCGGGGGCGUCCCAUUACAGCAACAACAGCCGCCGCCGCAACAAGGCGGCCACCAGGGUUGGGGGGGACAACAACCUCCGAGAAACGAUGGGAUGAGGUAUGGAUAGUCUCUUCUGGCCGGCUUCGCGAUGACAGUUGUUUGUUCCAGUGCGCGUCGGAAGUUGGGGGGAAAGGGGGGGGGGGGUCGCACUGGCGAUGCAGCACCUGGCGAGGGACGGUCCGAAUGACGACGAGUCGAUAUCGAGCAAGUGUGACGCGGAUGCUAGAGAUUGCACGAUCCAGCGCUUUCAAGGGGACUAAAGGGACCUGUGGGACACUGUUAUUCCAGGAAAGGAUACCUUAUACAAGUAUUGUAAUUUGUUAUUUUCAAGCCGUAUUUCUCGCCUCGUGGGUCAUGUCUGCGACGGUCUGGCCUUGGCUGCGCCAACCGCUACUGGAAGGUCGAGAUUGAAUCCAAGUGAGAGGUGUUAAUGGCCAGUGGAUGAUAUUGCUGUUCCUGGGAGACCCAGCAGAGCCUAGAUGAGGGUGUCUCAGUGCCACCACGCGAGCCUGGCACAAGCCCCAGACGUUUCCGCCAGAAACAUCCAUAAACCCAAAAAUACCCUGCCCGGAUCUGCAACAGCAAUAUCUACUCUUAUAUAAAUCAUGAGAAAUGUUAGGUCAUGCUAUCGGUAAACUCUUC